Molecule: messenger RNA, 5543 nt
Organism: Oncorhynchus keta (chum salmon)
Lineage: Eukaryota; Metazoa; Chordata; Actinopteri; Salmoniformes; Salmonidae
Product: frizzled-5-like
Exons: 1
Coding region: 950-2701 (583 amino acids)
Biological process (GO): canonical Wnt signaling pathway; non-canonical Wnt signaling pathway
Cellular component (GO): plasma membrane
Molecular function (GO): Wnt receptor activity; Wnt-protein binding
Source: RefSeq, a predicted model, not a curated record
GUGGGCGUUCUGUAGCGGGACGAGAGGGGUCUCCUGAGUUAUUUCGGCUCGAGCGCAGUGAGAUGUGUAGCGCAACACAGUGAUACCUGCUAAUAUCAUUGGAUACAAAUUUGGAAAACAAGUGCUUUAGUUUGGAAUAAAACGUCUUUGUGGUUAUCCAAGUGAUCGGACAAAGGCAAGCGUAACGAGUUUCCCAAACUUUAGAUAGAGAGGAGUGUAAACCUGUUUUCUACCUCUACAUUAGGACCCCGAGAGCUGCUGCAUAAAGAGUGGAUUCUGUUUUUGUUGGAUUUUAAUCUGGACUUCAAAUUAAACACAUUAUUUUCCUAAAAUUUCUUCAAACAUUUUUGCUGCAACUGUUUUUAUUGAGUAGAGAGCCUGUGACCGAUGCACGGGUGACUUCACCUGUCAUGCGGAAUACAAACUGUAGGAAUAUGAAAUCGUUUCCGGAUUAAGCCUGCGGUGACAGUUGUUACAUUUAUUGGCGCGUGACCUAACCGCAAGUAAAGAGGAAAUUCAAUUUUCAACUCAUGUAAUUGUAAAGCUCGGUGAAUGAUUUACAAUUCGACCUCUAGACCCUCGACUUGGUGCUUUAGUCCAUCUUUCGAAAUCCUCACACAUGUUUAAUUGAUUCGUUGGAUUAAACAACAGUGAACGUUUAUUUAGAUUUUUCCCGGACCUUUACUGCAUUUAUAAUCACCAUGGUUCAUUCGAAAGGUGCUCAUGCUGUUGGAACAGAAACUUGUGGUCUGGAAUGAAACUUGUCGGUGAUUUAUAGAACAGAGGACUCUGGGCAUGCUGCUGGAGCAAUUACUCUCUCCUGGGAUUUCAUAUUUCCGAGAUGCAGUCAUAAAUUAAAGGAAGGACUGAGCUGAGAAAAUACUCAAGUUCACAGCACACAGUGCAAUUUUUCUACCUAUAUUUCUUUCUGGAAAUAUCCCACUUUCCAAUGGCAACCACAGUAAAACCCCCGCUAUGCGGUGUCGUCCGUUGGCUGCUCGUGCUGCUCCUCUCCCAGCUGCCCCGGCUCGCGCAAACUGCCUCCAAGGAUAUAGUGUGUGAGCCCAUCACGGUGCCCAUGUGUAAGGGCAUCGGAUACAACCUCACCUACAUGCCCAACCAGUUCAACCACGACACCCAGGAGGAGGUGGGAUUGGAGGUCCAUCAGUUCUGGCCCCUGGUCCGCAUCCACUGCUCGCCAGACCUGCUCUUCUUCCUGUGUUCCAUGUACACCCCUAUCUGUCUGCAGGACUACAAGAAGCCCCUGCCCCCCUGCCGCUCUGUAUGUGAGCGGGCCAAGCGAGGCUGCUCCCCCCUCAUGAUCCAGUAUGGUUUUGAGUGGCCAGAGAGGAUGAGCUGUGAGCAGCUGCCUCAGCUGGGAGACGAGACUCUGUGUAUGGACCAGAACAGUAGCGAGACCACCACCCUUUCCCCUCCCUUGCCCAAACCCACCCCCAAAGGCACCCGCCGAAGGCAGCCUGCCCCCAAGCCCCCCGCCCCCCAGGAGUGUGACCGGGACUGCCGUUGUCGGGACCCUCUGGUGCCUAUCAAGAAAGACGCCCACCCCUUAUACAACCGGGUCCACACUGGCCCUGUGGAUAACUGUGCCCAGCCGUGCCACCACCCUUACUUCUCCCAGGACGAACGCACCUUCGCCACCUUUUGGAUCGGCCUGUGGUCCAUCCUGUGCUUCGUCUCCACCCUGACCACUGUUGCCACCUUCCUCAUCGACAUGGAGCGCUUUCAGUACCCUGAGAGACCCAUCAUCUUCCUGGCUGCCUGCUACCUUUUUGUCUCCCUGGGCUACAUUAUACGACUAGUGGCAGGUCACGAGAGGGUGGCGUGCGCAGGGAGUGGAGACCAGCAGCACAUCCUAUAUGACACCACUGGCCCACCCCUGUGUACCCUGGUCUUCCUGCUCAUCUACUUCUUCAGUAUGGCCAGCUCCAUCUGGUGGGUGGUGCUCUCCCUCACCUGGUUCCUGGCCGCGGGCAUGAAGUGGGGCAACGAGGCGAUUGCUGGUUACUCCCAGUACUUCCACCUGGCUGCCUGGCUGAUCCCCAGCGUCAAGUCCAUCGUGGUCCUCGCUCUGAGCUCUGUGGACGGAGACCCAGUGGUGGGGAUCUGCUACGUGGGGAACCAGAGUCUGGAGAGCCUGCGGGGGUUUGUGUUAGCUCCCCUGGUGGUCUACCUCUUCACCGGCUCCCUGUUCCUCCUAGCGGGCUUUGUGUCUCUGUUCCGCAUCCGCAGCAUCAUCAAACAGGGAGGGACCAAGACAGACAAACUGGAGAAGCUGAUGAUCAGGAUCGGAUUGUUCACGGUGCUUUACACAGUUCCUGCUACUAUAGUAGUAGCCUGCCUGGUGUACGAGCAGCACUACAGGCCUGGUUGGGACCGGGCUCUAUCCUGCUCCUGUCAGGCUGAGAGACAGAGGCUGGGCCUGGGGCCCGACUACGCCGUCUUCAUGUUGAAAUACUUCAUGUGUCUGGUGGUGGGGAUUACGUCCGGCGUGUGGAUCUGGUCCGGAAAGACCCUGGAGUCGUGGAGGAGGUUCACCGCUCGCUGCUGCCUCUGCUGGGCCUCCAAGCCCACCGCACCCCCCUCCAUGUACAGCGAGGCCAGUACGGCCCUCACAGGACACCCCAGUGCGGCCCUGUCACCAGGGUCCUACCACAAACCUGCCCUGCCCUCACAUGUGUGAACGGGACCCUAGAGGGUAGAGAGGCCACGAAUGCACGUGUCCAGUGAUAGCCCCCUGUCCUAUGUGUGACUGGGAACGUGCCUCACCUGGAAAUUGGACAAGAUGGUGACUGUGAUAAAAACACCAUACAGCUCUCUGGAAGGAAAAGGGACAGAGGACAAGGAGAUAACCAAGUAAUUCCACAGGUUCUAAAUAGAACAUUUAUCGACCAGCCUCACUAGCUCUUCUUGGAACAUGAAGAACAGACACAAAUGUGUUUUAACAGGAAAGAAAUGGGACGUUUGUAUCAUAUGAACUCUGUGGUACUUCUGAUGCGCCGUGCUGCUUUGGUAAAGUACCACUACUUCAAAAGAGCCACUAGAACAUUCUCUGAGAGGGGGAAAAUGGAGAUGUGUUUUUAUGUGUAUAAACUAGUACUCCUGUCAAUCUAUCGGGACCAUUAGAGAUGACUCAUUAUUUAUUCCUGUAUACAUUACCAGUCAAAAAUUUGGACACACCUACUCAUUCAAGGGUUUAAAAAAAAAUAUUACUAUUUUCUACAUUAUAGAAUAAUAAUGAUGACAUCAAAACUAUGAAAUAACACAUAUGGAAUCAUGUAGUAAACAAAAAAGUGUUAAACAACUCAAGAUAUUAUUUUAGAUUUUAGAUUCUUCAAAGUAGCCACCCUUUGCCUUAAUGACAGCUUUGCACACUCUUGACAUUCUCUCAACCAGCUUCACCUGGAAUGCUUUUCCAACAGUCUUGAAGGAGUUCCCACAUAUGCUGAGCUCUUGUUGGCUGCUUUUCCUUCAAUGUUUGGCCCAACUCAUACCAAACCAUCUCAAUUGGGUUGAGGUCGGGUGAUUGUGGAGGCCAGGUCAUCUGAUGCACCACUCCAUCACCCUCCUUCUUGGUUCAACAGCCCUUACACAGCCUGGAGGUGUGUUGGGUCAUUGUCCUGAGUCCCACUAAGUGCAAACCAGAUGGAAUGGUGUAUCACUGCAGAAUGCUGUGGUAGCCAUGCUGGUUAAGUGUGCCUUGAAUUCUAAAUAAAUCACAGUGUCACCAGAAAAGUACCACCACACCUCCGCCAUGCUUCACGGUGGGAACCACACGUGUGGAGAUCAUCCGUUCACCUACUCUGCGUCUCACAAAGACACGGCGGUUGGAACCAAAUAUCUCAAAUCUGGACAGAUUUCCACUGGUCUAAUGUCCAUUGCUCAUUUCUUGGCCCAAGCAAGUCUCUUCUUGUUGGUGUCCUUUAGCAGUGGUUUAUUUGCAGCAAUUCAACCAUGAAGGCCUGAAUCACGCAGUCUCUUCUGAACAGUUGAUGUUGAAAUGUGUCUGUUACUUGAACUCUGUGAAGAAUUUAUUUGGGCUGCAAUUUCAGAGGCUGGUCACUAAUGAACUGAUCCUCUGCAGCAGAGGUAACUCUGAGUCUUCCUUUCCUGUGACGGUUCUCAUGAGAGCAAGUUUCAUCAUAGUGCUUGAUGGUUUUUGCGACUGCACUUGAAACUUUAAAAAUUCUUGAAAUUUCCCGGAUUGACUGACUUUCAAGUCUUAAAGUAAUGAUGGACUGUCGUUUCUCUUUGCUUAUUCAAGCUGUUCUUGCCAUAAUAUGGACUUGGUCUUUUGCCAAAUAGGGCUACCCCCUGUAUACCACCCCUACCUUGUCACAACACCACUGAUUGGCUCAAACGCAUUAAGGAGGACAAAAAUUCUACAAAUUAACAUUUCACAAGGCACAACUGUUGAUUGAAAUAGUGACUACCUCAUGAAGCUGGUUGAGAGAAUGCCAAGAGUGUGCAAAGCUGUCAUCAAGGCAAAGGGUGGCUACUUUGAAGAAUCUCAAAUAUAUUUAUCUUUUUUAACACUUUUUUGGUUACUACAUGAUUCCAUAUGUGUUAUUUCAUAGUUUUGAUGUCUCCACUUUUAAUUUACAAUGUAUAAAAUAGUAAAAACUAAGAAAAACCCUUGAAUGAGUAGGUGUGUCCAAACUUUUGACUGGUACUGUGUAUGAUGCUCUAUAAAUAUUAUGGAUUGAGCUGGCCCAGAAUGCCCCCAUUAUCCAGGGUACUGUGAAAACAAAACAACUCGAGGAACACUAAUGAAAAUAUAGAUUUUUUAUUUUCAGCAUGAUCCCCAGUGAUUUAAAUCACAAUAUUCUGUAUGAAUCAAGUACAUAUGUGGUAUGGAUGUGUUUGUAUGCUGCUCGAGUUGAAUCAAUCAGUAUGUACCAAUGCACGAAAUCUUUGCCAUAUUAUGCCUGGUAAAUAAUCCAGCUUGUUUGACUGGCCGGUCUGUCAACAUCCCAGUCAGUCAAUACAAUAGUAGGAUGAGGACCUCUAGCCCAACUGUUGACCAGUUGCUGGACUGGAGUUACAGUAAAACAGCCUCCCAAGAUGUAAUCAGAGUAUGUAUGUGGAGCAAUGUACCAGUAAACAACAGUUAUGAAGUCUAUACUUUUCACAAACAAUGUAUUAUUUUAUUUUAGAAAUCAAUGUCAAAGGUAAACUCUAAAAACCACAAGCCCCAUAACAGCCAUUGCAGUAAAUGUAGUGCUUUGGAAUAGCCUUGAUACUGAACAUGUUGUAAAGUGGUUUGGAGGGACUACUGUCUGUCAGAUCAGUCUCCCAGGCCAGAAGAGAGUCGUCUCAAAGGGCACCUGGCUUUUGCUCAGUGAGUCCUUUGCCAUUGUGUUACUGCCUCUAGUGGUACACACAGGAACUGUUCACACCAACCCAAUGGUGAACGUAUGUAUCUCUUAGGGCUUUGUAUACAUUUUCAAUGACCGUGUCAGUACUUAUCUUGUGUGUUUUACAAGUCAGAAGUUUACAAAAAAAGGCAAACCAUAUCUUUUCAA